CCAGACCUGCAGCAGUCAAGUCGCGCCCUCCGGCAGACGGACAGCAUCCUCUCUCUCCUCGCUCCCUCCCAAUCCAGUCCCUCGUGUUCUCUCAGGCCCUCUCGCAAUAUAGUUUCCCCUGUCUCCUCGCUCCUGCCUCUCCUGCUCUCCUGCCCCUCUCCUCUCUUCUCCUCUCUGUCUCCAUCGUCGCUGUUCAGCUCUCUCCGUCGCUCGCUCCUUCUCGUAGCCAUAGUUCUGACGUCUCCCUUUCCUUUGCUCGAACAUUCUCACUCUGUUUCGCUUUCUCUUGUGGCGAGGCUGGCCAUUUGAUAGAUAGGCAGCUUGGCGAUUUGACGACUUGGAGUCGAGUGGGUGGGUGGUGGUGAGAGAAUCUGCGAGGGUGGUGGUGGAUCGUCCGAGGAGCAUUGUCAGGGUUUUCUUGGGUUCGCAAAUUAUGGUGGCGUCCGAGGGGUGCGAUGGGUUUGGGUCCAGCAUGAAGCGCGGUAUGACGACUUCUCUUCUUCUGCCGAGCUGCUGCUGCACGGGUGGCUUUCAAUUUGUCGUCAUCCUUGAGGCUCUGUGCUGAAGGAGCUGCGGGCGGAUACGAGCUUCACGCUGGGUGUAUCGUUUUCGGCUUCGGCUGCGGCCGUACUGGGAACUCACUUCAGGCGCAUUGCAUCGGUUGGGUUGUUUCGUGAAUGAAUGUGUGCGGUCUUUUCCGAGUGUUUCUUGCGACAUGGUUCUGCACCAGUGGAGUAGCUGUACAUAGGCCUUGAAUUAAAUGGUGUCUUUUUCCGUUUGAAGAGCCCCGGUUGGUGGUGGUGCGGAGGAUACUCAGGGUUGGGACACACAUGUCGUGAUGGAACCCCGGGCUUUUAUCAAGGUUUCGGUCUUAGGUUUAGGCCUUAGAAUCCCGGUUGCCUCGAAAGCCUCCAGGACAGGAGUACACGCAGCUUCUUCGCCCUGCUUCUGCGAAAUAAGCCUUCCAAACUCUCCUGUACAGACGGUGCCCGUGACUCUUCUCUCCCCGACGACUGUGGAUGCCGACACUCAUACGCUGGCGGCCAGUUUCUACCUGGACGAGCCUGCUCUCCAGAAGCUUUUGACGACGUCUUGCUGUAAUGCCUCGCCUUCGUUUUUAAAAGUAGUAGUAUUCUCUGGACGGCAGGGAUCUUGUUGCAGAGUCCGAACAGGGAAGAAACUUGGUACUUUCAAACUGCCCGUAGGAAUUGAAUGGACGGAGCGGAAAUCGGUUCAACUUCAUAAUGGCUGGACUAGCAUCGGGAGAAGCAAGGGCGAGGGAAGGAGACCGGGAGCCGAAUUACACGUUAUUGUCAAGGUUGAACCUGAUCCUAGAUAUGUUUUCCAGUUUGAUGGCGAGCCCGCGUUGAGCCCACAGAUUGUACAAGUGCAAGGCAACAUGCGGCAACCCAUUUUCAGUUGCAAGUUCAGUCGAGACAGAAGUUCACGCUCUCGGUUGGGUCCAGUCGAUGUCUCAGCCGGGAAUGGAUGGUCGGGGUCCGGCACUGGAGACAGCAGCAAGGAGAGAAAGGAGCGCAAGGGAUGGCUCGUGAUGAUCCACGACUUGUCAGGUUCUCCUGUGGCUGCAGCUUCUAUGGUUACGCCAUUUGUGCCAUCUGCCGGGUCCGAUCUUGUAAGCCGGUCCAACCCAGGAGCAUGGUUGAUACUGAGACCGGAACCAUCGGGAGUUGAUAGCUGGAGACCCUGGGGCAGGCUUGAGGCAUGGAGAGAGCGUGGGCGAGGUGUUGUAGGUUGUAAAUUUACUCUGAACCAGGAAGGUGGUGGAGUGGCGGGUGUGAGCUCGGGAGUUUUGAUCGCGGAGGCUGUACUCAAUGCCCAAAAAGGUGGAGAGUUUUUGAUCGACACAGGCAGGCUGAGGCCAGAGGGAUCAUCGACGAAUUCUCCAAUCCAGAGCCCUAAGAGUAGCGGGGAAUUCUCGUUCACUCACGUUCUUCCCUCCGUAGGGGGUUUCGUCAUGAAAUGCAACGUCAAAGGAGAGAAAAGCAGUAUCAAGCCGGUCAUCCAACUGGCCAUGCGUCAUGUAACUUGCGUUGAGGACGCAGCCGUGUUUAUGGCGCUGGCUGCUGCGGUAGAUCUCAGCGUGGACGCCUGCCAGCCUUUCUCGAGGAAACUCAGAACCGAGCUUUCUCACCCUUCGGUACCCUCGUAGGCAAUACCCUCUUAGAUAUGGUCAUAGCCUGUCAGAGUGGUCCUGUCCUCCUUCUGAGACCCACAUAACGGAAGUACGAACGCCCUCGGUCAAUCGAAACGAGGCAAUCUAAAGAACGGGAGCGGGUGUCUCAUUCAAAUAGAGUUUGAAAUGUGUUGUAGAGAGACAUGGUGGCCAAGCACCUCGGCUCGUUCUCUUCGAUCCUUCCUGAGGACGUCGCUUGUCUCGGGCGAGCUGGAUUUCGCCCCGCAAGCUGCUGGCUGGGCCGAUGGACGACGCAUUAUUAUGGAUAGCGCAGCUUUUUUUAAAAUCAGUUACUGUAUUCUAUCAUCAUCAUCACCUGUAUUGUAGGAGGGUGCAUUGAAACACCCUGCGCACUGUACCAUAUAACUAGAGAAGAACGUCGUUGAGUGAAUAGAAGUAGCUUCAGAUCUUCCGUUCCCAUACUUUUGGUAUGUUACUCGACUGUACUCAUCCUGUGCAGCAUUUCUGCCUACCGACAUCAACUAUUUUCCUGUAGUUUUCGUGACCAACGCAAGAACGGGUUUUGUAUUUUUCUGAGUCGCUUGCUCGCUCGCACCCACCGAGUUUGCCCGGCCUCAUGGGAUUCGGAUGUCGUUACUGUGAUGCAAUUUGCGGAUCGAAUGUCUCGGAUCUUUCCAUCCACAUGUCUCUGCCAAAGUAACAUUCUCCUCCCCUCGGCCUCGCGACACAUGGAUUUCUGCGGGGACAUUGCAUGUCCAAACAUUUCAUCCGCCAUCCCUCCGAUCUCGGCCCGUCCAAGAAUGACGGGCAGCGGCGGAGGCAGUGGCAUUCGUAAUUCCUUGUAACGAGGGCGCCAUCGCAAGGCUGUGUAUUUUUGGCACAUUCGUUCGAGGCCAUGGGCUGGCGGUGAAUCGACGCCUCGACACGGCAGUUGCCCCGGAGCCAUUCUACCGGCUGCAAAGCAUCGCGCGGAUCAUUGCGCGACGUGAGGAAUCUGCCCAGCGAAUCCGCCUCAAUCGGCCAGCCUGGCGCCUCGGUGGAGCCCCACUGGCCAGCGGAGCGGAGAGCUCAGAGCGGCAGGGUUUGUUCUGUACCGCCGGAUAUAGCUCACGGCGCUGUCCGGGCGAGGCGACGAGGGCAUCUUGAGUGAUUCCGAGACGAGAGGGCUCGUCCGGUCGCACGAGUAAAAAAAGGAAACGAAACCAUGGCGAGCUGGGCACGGGCACGGGCACGAGCACGGCGCAGGUUGGAAUCGGCAGCGGAGCUGGCCACAACUCAGCAAAAUUCGAAUCGUACUUGUGAGCCUGGAGAUGAGUGUGCGGUCGAUUGCAGUGUCCGCGUCCUGGUGCUCCUGCUGUAAAGGCGUGAACCCUAAUGCUGCAGUGCAGGGGCAGAGCUGCUGAGGCGAGCAAAGGGAGUGGAAAGCGUGAAGUGACGAUCGCACCAACUUCUCCUCAGAGCCAGGCCUCGGCACUGUGAGGACGACAUGCACCUCGGGCCAUUAGAAAAGUCUCUGUUGGCCUGUCAAGGGCCCGAGCCUGCCCCGCCUGCCUGCUGGCGCCAGCCAGCUCCCAUGUGCUGUACUCGUCUUUCGCCUUGUACCUCCCCUGGCUCUCUUCUCGUGAACAUUCCUUCUCCCUCUCCUUGCCCCUCGCCCCUCGCCAUCGCCCCUCUGGAUGUCAACUCGCAGGGCUUUGUCUCGCACCUUUUGCCGGUUCGGUGGACGGAUAGGUUCGACAAAAGCGCACAGUAUCUGCCUUCGCCAAGGGCCGGAACUGCCAGUCAAUGCGGAUUCAUUUUCCAUGAGGUGGACCGAGCCACUUUGGCCACAGGUCGCCCUCCUUGUGACCUAAGAUGGUCGCUCGCUUUUGCCUCGCUGGAGCCCUCUGCCCUCAGCUCCAAGCACUGGCCGCUGCGGAUGCGUCUUCUUCGCUUUUCCAAUGCUUGGACCACGACAAACGAUGGAUUUGACAAAAAGGAAAAUAAUAGCGAUGUGCAACGACACCCGGGAAACUACGAGGAGUAAUAACUGGUUGUUAUCAGUUUCUAUCAAGACAGCCGCCAUGGCCCUUGUUCGAAGCAGCCUGGAGCUGACAGGCAAGUAACAAAGCACGAUGCACAUGUUAGGACAGUCAUUGCGUUGUCGUAUGCAUCGAACUGUAUCCCAUGAGGUGCCGUGACGCCAACACUUGUCGACAAACCAGAUGACGAGGACGAGGCUCGUUUCGUGAUUCAUAUAUCUUCCCAAGAUAGAGACGAGAUGGGCUUCUUUGGGCUCGAGAAUUUCGCCCACAAGGAGGAGGUAAGACCCAACGAAGCAGAAUUCCACAUUGUAGAGUUCGUGGCCAGCCCCAGAACAUCCCAAUGGUGAACAUGUUUACCAUUUACCAUUUACCACUAUCCCCAUUAUAUCUCGAAUGUACUUAUGCAACACACCUUUUUGGGAUGUUGCAUAUAUAUAGUUGCGUUACUACGUAUGAAAGGGAUAUUAUUUGUACCAUAAUAUAUAUUCAAUCCUUGAAAGGAAGAA
Marchantia polymorpha subsp. ruderalis is the source of this 4685-nucleotide messenger RNA. NCBI's taxonomy places the organism in Eukaryota, Viridiplantae, Streptophyta, Marchantiopsida, Marchantiales, Marchantiaceae. The record is from the annotation of a GenBank genome assembly.